AUGGAUAAUGAUGAUGAUGGGGCUCCCACUUCUGAAACAUCACCAAAACACCACAAAGUCCAAUAUAACACAGAUGGAGAUGAACUUAGGGAGCGGAUGGUUUCCUUUGACAGCAGCGCAGAGUCCACACCCAGAAAAUCGUUAACCAAGAGCAAAAACUCAGCCUCCAACCCUCAGAUCUCAUCAAAACCUCAUGACCUCAGCACGCUGGACAUGAAAACCUCAUGGGAUGGCAGCAUUCCCAGCAACUCCACGACUGGCAUGCUUGCUGAUCCCAUCAAAAUUGCUAAAGAACGCGAGAAAGAGGAGCGUGUGAGGCAGGCUCGAGAACGACUGCUGGAGGAGAGGCAGAAAAAGCUUGAUGAACUAAGGGAGCAGCAGAAGAUGGCUCAAGAAAAUAGGGAAAAGCAGCUGGAGAUGAGGAGAAGGAAGAUUGAUGACCUGAGGAAGAGAGACAUAGAGCGAAGAAUUGCCGUGGAGGAACGCAGGAAGAUGAAAGAAGAAGUGGAAAAAGCCCGCCGCGAGUCCAUCCUACAGAAAGCUGAAGAGCGUGUCGCUCGCUACGAGGCCUGGAAGGCUGGAGGUCGUAAAGGUGGGAGGGGACAUGUGUUAGGUUUUGGUAGUGCCACCCCUCGAGACAUCUGCCAGCCCAUUGAGCGGCCUAGACGCUCUUCCUCACAUAGUGCCCUCCAAAGGCGCUCCCCCAAUGGGUCCGACGUUGACUCAGUGCGCCCUCAGAGGCGUGCGGUCUCGGCGUGCAGUGCAGUGCGCAGACAUAUAGAUAGUAAUCGCAUUGGUAUGAUUUUUUUCUUCUCGGGAAUUCUCUUGUUAUGGGCUUUUUUCCACUCCAAUUGUUUCCAUGGUGAAAGGGUUAAUGUACAUCAUUACUCAUCAUUGUUUUGUGAUAUUGCCGUGUUGUGCUGUUUGUUUGGUGGAGGUGACAGCCCAACCAAGCAGCUUUCUGUGUCCACCAGUGUCCUGUACUCCAAACGUAGCCAGGAGUACUCCUCUAUGAGCACACUGCACCCUACCUCUCGCCAAAGCUUGUCUGUGGGUAAGGCAUUGUUGUACUCUUUCAUAGGGACAACUGCUGCAACACCCCCGGCUCCAGCAACCACCCACUACUACCCUAGACCUGCAAGUACCAUAGGAGCUGGGAGCAGCCCCUUGAGUAGAGCCUGUAUGACUGCCAGCUUGCCCAGUCCUGUUCGGGUGAGAGAGAUUAAGUCGCCCCGAAAGCCACGGCCUGCGAGUGUAGCCUCAUCAAUGCCCAGUUUUCUUGGAGGGGAGCCGGCCAAGUCACACCGCAGCAACAGCACUGACCGUACUGGACGAGAUCGUUCAAGGGCUCGAGCAUCUCGGAAAGAUGACAAGACAGAUAAAAAGAAUGAAGGAGAAAAGACCCAGAAUCAGGACCAGUCAGAGGAGAAAACACAAGAAGAUGUUAAGGAACAUGGGGAGAAAAAGGAAAAGAAAGACAGAGUUUCUCUUUCCUUCAUGAAUCGUUUGUCUGUUUCAAAGUACAGCAGAAAGGAUCCGGAACUUCCCGUGAAGGAAGCUGCUCCAAAGAAGGACAGUCCAGUCAUUCGGCCUGAGCUCUUCAGUGAAAGAGAUCUGGAUGGAGUUGCCGAACCUGAGUCCCCAAGGAAAGCAUACUCCACCAGUAACCUGGCCAUGAUGAAGAAGAGAUCUUCAUUGAAAGAGAAGCAGUCUCCAACGCACACAAAAGAGCCUGUCCCUAAGAUUGUCCAACCUAAAGAGACACACCAUGGAACUACACCUACAAGUGGAGGUCCUGCACCUACAUCUGCAGCUCGUUCUGUGUCUCCUAUUAGAAAACCUGAAAAAGCUUCAGUCAGGAUGGCUUCACCUAGUCACAAAGGGGCGGACAAGUCUAUUAGCACAACUCCAGUUAUUUCCCAUCCUCCAGCUGCUUCUUCUACUCCGACACAUGGGCCAGCAGUUUCGACACCGGGGUCAAGUUCUGAUGGGUUCCUUGCUUUUACAUCCCCACAGCUUUCUGAUGGGUUCCUUGCUUUUACAUCCCCACAGCUCCCAGUAGCCCCUGUUGCUGAUGAUGGAACUACUGCAUUACGUACCAGCAUGGGUCCAACACAGGACAUCUCAGCUGAAGAGUAUAAGGCACGUCUGGCGGAGAAGCGACGACAGGCCAGGGAGAAAGUGGAGAAGGAGGCAGAGGAAGAGAAAAAGCGACAGGAAGGAGCCAG
Molecule: messenger RNA, 2228 nt
Organism: Candidula unifasciata
Lineage: Eukaryota; Metazoa; Mollusca; Gastropoda; Stylommatophora; Geomitridae
Source: the annotation of a GenBank genome assembly